CUCCAAUACGUCAACACAAAGCAUGUAAAGGCAUUUAAAAUUGAUAUCCGGUUUGUCUAUGAUUUUAAUGGAAAUGAAUAUGAUGUUGGUGCGGGUGAAGCUGCAAAAGAAGCUGUUGAUGAAGCAAAGAUUUUAAAUGAUGAAUCCAAGCUUCUUCGAGAAGGAAAAGAUGUUUUAGAUCGUAUAUUACACACGGUGAUCCCUGAUGAUGAUGCCAAGAACGCGAUAGGACAUACAAUUCAAAUCAAAGGACUUUGUGCUCAAGUAAUCUCUGUAUAUCUGAACUCCAAUGGGCUCUAUGUUGCUAAGCCAUUGUUUAAAAUACAUUUCCCCGCAUCAUUGUUGCUUUUGAAUGAUUUUUAUGAUGAUUUGAGAAAUAUUUUCCAUUUUGCACGCUUAUUAGAAGACAAUGCCAAGUUAUAUGAAUCUGCAAUAAACUCAAGGAAAAGAAGAUUAUCCUGCAUUGAUCGAUUUAAGAUCACCACUAAAACCACUAUUCUAUUUAAGGGUGAUAUUCCAAUUUCCCAUACCCUUAAAUCCAACGAUUUGACAGUGUAUCGACUACUGUAUACCCCUUCACCCGGGCCUACAGUAGAAGAAAAUGAAUCCGACGCUGAUGAAAAUGGUUGGGUCUUGAUGCAAGAUGGAAAAUGGUUCCAUCAUGAAGCUAAGAUUAAUUUGGAUAGGAGCCCAUACGAGGAGUAA
Mucor mucedo is the source of this 705-nucleotide messenger RNA. RefSeq lists its product as uncharacterized. The annotation marks the transcript as partial. The transcript has 3 exons. NCBI's taxonomy places the organism in Eukaryota, Fungi, Mucoromycota, Mucoromycetes, Mucorales, Mucoraceae. The record is from RefSeq and is a predicted model, not a curated record.